This is a messenger RNA of Melanotaenia boesemani (Boeseman's rainbowfish), 2533 nucleotides long. RefSeq lists its product as uncharacterized. Lineage: Eukaryota; Metazoa; Chordata; Actinopteri; Atheriniformes; Melanotaeniidae. The transcript has 6 exons. Gene Ontology annotation, cellular component: cytoplasm. The record is from RefSeq and is a predicted model, not a curated record. The coding region runs from base 594 to 1394 and encodes 266 amino acids.
GUUUUUUACAGCAGUGGUUUCACUGACUACUCUUAUCUUAUUUCUUUAUAAGACUGUGGAAAUGUAAACAGCAGAUAAGAAAAGAAAAGAGGAGGAGAGAAAAAAGAUGAAUGCAGUGAUGUCACUCCCUCCCACUUUUAUUCAGUACAAAUGCAGCAGAGCAACAAAGUUGAGCUUGCAUACCACUGCUGACGACUGAUCUGAUACAACACGCAUACCCACACAAAGGCGUGCUCUCUCUCGUCACACACACUCAUCAUACCAAACCCACAGCGGCACUGAGAAUCAGAGCAAAGCUGGGAGAUGCUACCGGUUGCCAGCCACUGACAGCCUUCACUGCCCAGCUGAUCCCAACACGCUGCACCUCUACCUCCAGAGAGCUGGAUACAAAGAGCACUUCACAAAGGACAACACAGUGACCUCAGUGAGCACUUAAGGCUGUACCUGAUCUUGCAUCCUUCAGAGAAAAGGGAACCUGACUCUUAGAGGAGCAGGAAAACGAGCCAUCAUUCCUCACUGCUGAAACACGACCCACUUGACUGAGACACAGAACGGCUGACGGUCGUCUCAGGCACCCAGGGAACAGAGGCAGGAUGCUGGCUAAGAUUCUUGAGGACAUGUGGGUGGAGCCGGAGAUCCUGGAGGCCCUCAGUGAGGAGCAGAAAAGAAUCCUCUUCUUCAAGAUGAGAGAGGAGCAGGUACGCCGCUGGAGAGAGCGAGAAGAGAGAGAGGAGAGGGAAGGCGACAACAGCAACACCAGGCCAAAGAAAGCUUCCAGUAAACAUGUAAGUUGGCUUCUCGGUCGAGACGGCGACGUGAGCGUCAGUAUAAUUGGAGAGUUGGAUGAAUUCAGGUCCUCAAAACUGCUUCAGAGCUUAAUGAACAACAGACUCCACAGUGAUAAUAUGAAUGGCAUCCAGACGGUGGACUUGCUGCCAGGAAGAGAGGCCCAGCAGCUCAGCUUCAAAGACGACAUCACGCUGCCCCACACAGAUGUUAACGAGGACUCAGCUUUACCAAAUGACCAGUCGUCUGAGGAGGAUGUGGACUGUUUCAGUGCAGAUGACGACCUGAAGGACCCCGCUGAGGACAGCGACAGUGAAUCAGGCAGCAGCUCGGACAAUGUUAGCGACUGGGAUCUUCUCUACAGGCCUCAUCUUGGUAGCCAUGGUAACCAGCUGCUCAAAGCCCAGCUGUCAGAUACAGAGAGGUUCAGCCCACAGGACAGAGAGACGCUGUGUCAUCAGGAGCAGUCAGAAAACAGAAGUCGUGUGGCAGAGCUCAGGAAAGCAUUCGCAACUGAUCCUCAUAUCACGUCACCUGCCUACACCAAACCACCCAUACCUGCUAAACCUGCUCAUCUACAGAAAAGAAGCACACCACUGAUCUGUUAGGACUCCUUCCUGCUGCAAGACCACACUUGACCCUUGAAAAGCAAGAGCUGACUGCACUGAACACACUGAGCUUGGUGCAGAUGUUAACAGCAGAUGUUAACAGUACCAUAACGGCCAAAGCUGCAUAUACUGGUAGAGAAGGAGUAUUGCUUUUCUGUUUUUUAGGACAUAAAUUCAAGGUCCUACCUACAAACCUACAAACAGAAAAAUCUUUCUGGGGUGGAGUGGGAAAAAGCUGCUGAACUGAAGACAGUCUGAAUGAUAAAGCUAAGCAGCUUUGAUGAAAUUCGAGCUGAAAUAUGUUCACAACGUGUCUGCAAUUGACAGGCAGACAGAGUGAGGAGUUCAGACACCAAGACAGACACACAGGCUGUUAACUGCAGCGGAAAAACACUGUUUCAUAUCUUAGAUGUCACUACAAGCUGUUGUUAAGAACUGUAGAGAAUUGAUAAACCACAUGUAUUUCCUCUGUAUUGAUCCAGAUUCUUUUAAAUAUAGUUCAUGUAACUUGUCUCUCACCACCCACCAUUUAAAAAUCAGCUGAUGCAAUGGUUCUCCAGAGAAUAAUUAUAAACUGCAUAUAUGUUGUGCCCCCGUCCUGAAGGGGGAUUUUAAACCUUUAUACAAUCCCUCACAUUCACACAUGAACAGCCGCUUGUACACAUUCAUUGACAAGCACUGACCUGCUCAUCAGGAGGCCUUUAGGGUUUGGUGUCUCACUCAAUAACACUUUGUCCAACUGUUGAGGAUCUAUGGGAGGAAAUCACAGAAUGAACCUACUGUGCAGUUUAAAGCAGCAAUUGUUACGCUAAGUGCGUUUACAUGGAGUACCUCCAAUCUGAUCGAACGUCCAUUAGGAAUAAAAACACAUCAUGUAAACACCUUAGUUUAUCUAAUCGUCCUCAGAAUAAAUUUUCACUCUGAUCGAGAGAAACUUUUUCACAAUCCGCUCAACUGGAGAAAAUAACUGUAACGCUGGUUCCGAUCAUUUAUUUGGUGUGUGUUGUCUCUGUGUGUGCUUGAACCAGUGGGUGACAUCUUGACUUUCAGGAAAGACUUGAAAAAUGAAAUUUUGUUGGAAAAAGUUCAGGAUUAUUCAGCGUGUGGGUCAAAUGGCUCAAAAUAAAUAAAUAAAUCUU